This is a messenger RNA of Pollicipes pollicipes, 846 nucleotides long. RefSeq lists its product as uncharacterized. The transcript has 5 exons. The record is from RefSeq and is a predicted model, not a curated record. The coding region runs from base 1 to 846 and encodes 281 amino acids. NCBI's taxonomy places the organism in Eukaryota, Metazoa, Arthropoda, Thecostraca, Pollicipedomorpha, Pollicipedidae.
AUGCCUCACUACGACGGCAAGAAAGAGCUGACGCCCGCCUCCAGCGAGACAGCGUCCUCGCCAGACAGCACCAGUGACCAGACCUGCUUCACGACUUCACAGCGCGUGCCGCGGUCCUGUGUCUGCCAGAGGUCGGACUCGGUGGACUCGGUCGUGCCGCGGCUUGACCCGUGUCGGCCGCGGCAGAAGUCGUGGCCUUACGAGCAGGAGGCGGCCGACACCGGGUCCGCGCCGGCCCGCCAGUCGUGGCACUGCCGCACCAGUAUCGUGGAGGACAUGCAGCCGGACGAGCUGUGGAAGCUGGAGUUCAUGAACCGCAGUCGGGACCACACGGUCGUGGAUGUCGGUUUGUCCGACUCCGAUCAGGCUGCGUCCGACGCCAGCGCCUCUGCCGGCGGACAGCCUAACGACUGGGAGGUACAGAUGCUGGUGGCCGAGAUGGACCGGUCAGAGCGACAGCAGCGGCGCAGUCUGGUGCCGGAUCUCACCUUCUCCGAACUGGAGCUGCUCGGUCGACUGGAGGGUGGUCGGCCAGCACGCUCCACCGUCGGCCGCAUGGCCAGCAUGGACGCCGUGCAUGUGGCCGGCCAGGCCGAAAGGUGUCGCCUCGGUCGCAACGCCAGCCUGCGCGAGAGCUCGAGCUCGCGGCGUCGGCCGCUCCGCAAGCGCGAGCUGGUCACCACCAUGUCGGACACGGCCGGCGCCUCGUUCAACAACAGUCGCGCCCAGCACAGACCCCUGCUUCAAGGCGUCAAUGGUGACUCCAGUCGCGACAGCUCGCCCGCCACCAAGGGGCGCGCCAGCGGCUCCAAUCCCAGUCAAGUGGUGGAGUCGGUGGCGUUGUAG